GUGACGUAUUAGAACAAAGAUACAAGAUAUACGAGAGGAAAGAGACACAUUGGAAACAACAAAGUCUGAGCUACAAAAGAAGAAAGAACAUGCAGACAGUCAGUUUGAUGAGAUAAACAGAGAGAAAAGCAACAUUAAAGAUCUGACCCUUCAGCUUCAGACACAAAGACUCAAACUGGAGAAUGCCAUGAACAUGAUCACCCGAAAACAAGAAGAACAAGAACUCAAGGAAGACCAGUUCAAAAGACAACAACAAACCCUGGAAACCAAUAAAAACAGUGUACUGGCAGAAAGAGAAGAGCUGGACAUUUUGAGGGAGGAUCUGAACAAGAAGAAAGAAGAGGUCGAUGCUGCAAUGAACACCAUGAGUGGAGAGAGAGAACAACUGUAUCACAUGAAGAGAAGUACUGACAUGGACAUAGCAAUGCUCCAGAAUGAAAAGGACAGAAUGGAAGGAGAAUGGUCUGAUCUGAAGAAAGAGAGAGAGCAUCUGGAUAGAGAGAGUGAGAAGAUGAACAAAGACAAACUGGACUUGGAGCUGAUGACAUCUGAUAUCCGGAAACAAAGUGACAUAUUAGAACAAAAGAUACAAGAUAUACGAGAGGAAAGAGACACAUUGGAAACAACAAAGUCUGAGCUACAAAAGAAGAAAGAACAUGCAGACAGUCAGUUUGAUGAGAUAAACAGAGAGAAAAGCAACAUUAAAGAUCUGACCCUUCAGCUUCAGACACAAAGACUCAAACUGGAGAAUGCCAUGAACAUGAUCACCCGAAAACAAGAAGAACAAGAACUCAAGGAAGACCAGUUCAAAAGACAACAACAAACCCUGGAAACCAAUAAAAACAGUGUACUGGCAGAAAGAGAAGAGCUGGACAUUUUGAGGGAGGAUCUGAACAAGAAGAAAGAAGAGGUCGAUGCUGCAAUGAACACCAUGAGUGGAGAGAGAGAACAACUGUAUCACAUGAAGAGAAGUACUGACAUGGACAUAGCAAUGCUCCAGAAUGAAAAGGACAGAAUGGAAGGAGAAUGGUCUGAUCUGAAGAAAGAGAGAGAGCAUCUGGAUAGAGAGAGUGAGAAGAUGAACAAAGAAAAACUGGACUUGGAGCUGAUGACAUCUGAUAUCCGGAAACAAAGUGACGUAUUAGAACAAAAGAUACAAGAUAUACGAGAGGAAAGAGACACAUUGGAAACAACAAAGUCUGAGCUACAAAAGAAGAAAGAACAUGCAGACAGUCAGUUUGAUGAGAUAAACAGAGAGAAAAGCAACAUUAAAGAUCUGACCCUUCAGCUUCAGACACAAAGACUCAAACUGGAGAAUGCCAUGAACAUGAUCACCCGAAAACAAGAAGAACAAGAACUCAAGGAAGACCAGUUCAAAAGACAACAACAAACCCUGGAAACCAAUAAAAACAGUGUACUGGCAGAAAGAGAAGAGCUGGACAUUUUGAGGGAGGAUCUGAACAAGAAGAAAGAAGAGGUCGAUGCUGCAAUGAACACCAUGAGUGGAGAGAGAGAACAACUGUAUCACAUGAAGAGAAGUACUGACAUGGACAUAGCAAUGCUCCAGAAUGAAAAGGACAGAAUGGAAGGAGAAUGGUCUGAUCUGAAGAAAGAGAGAGAGCAUCUGGAUAGAGAGAGUGAGAAGAUGAACAAAGACAAACUGGACUUGGAGCUGAUGACAUCUGAUAUCCGGAAACAAAGUGACAUAUUAGAACAAAAGAUACAAGAUAUACGAGAGGAAAGAGACACAUUGGAAACAACAAAGUCUGAGCUACAAAAGAAGAAAGAACAUGCAGACAGUCAGUUUGAUGAGAUAAACAGAGAGAAAAGCAACAUUAAAGAUCUGACCCUUCAGCUUCAGACACAAAGACUCAAACUGGAGAAUGCCAUGAACAUGAUCACCCGAAAACAAGAAGAACAAGAACUCAAGGAAGACCAGUUCAAAAGACAACAACAAACCCUGGAAACCAAUAAAAACAGUGUACUGGCAGAAAGAGAAGAGCUGGACAUUUUGAGGGAGGAUCUGAACAAGAAGAAAGAAGAGGUCGAUGCUGCAAUGAACACCAUGAGUGGAGAGAGAGAACAACUGUAUCACAUGAAGAGAAGUACUGACAUGGACAUAGCAAUGCUCCAGAAUGAAAAGGACAGAAUGGAAGGAGAAUGGUCUGAUCUGAAGAAAGAGAGAGAGCAUCUGGAUAGAGAGAGUGAGAAGAUGAACAAAGAAAACUGGACUUGGAUGAUGACAUCUGAUAUCCGGAAACAAAGUGACGUAUUAGAACAAAAGAUACAAGAUAUACGAGAGGAAAGAGACACAUUGGAAACAACAAAGUCUGAGCUACAAAAGAAGAAAGAACAUGCAGACAGUCAGUUUGAUGAGAUAAACAGAGAGAAAAGCAACAUUAAAGAUCUGACCCUUCAGCUUCAGACACAAAGACUCAAACUGGAGAAUGCCAUGAACAUGAUCACCCGAAAACAAGAAGAACAAGAACUCAAGGAAGACCAGUUCAAAAGACAACAACAAACCCUGGAAACCAAUAAAAACAGUGUACUGGCAGAAAGAGAAGAGCUGGACAUUUUGAGGGAGGAUCUGAACAAGAAGAAAGAAGAGGUCGAUGCUGCAAUGAACACCAUGAGUGGAGAGAGAGAACAACUGUAUCACAUGAAGAGAAGUACUGACAUGGACAUAGCAAUGCUCCAGAAUGAAAAGGACAGAAUGGAAGGAGAAUGGUCUGAUCUGAAGAAAGAGAGAGAGCAUCUGGAUAGAGAGAGUGAGAAGAUGAACAAAGACAAACUGGACUUGGAGCUGAUGACAUCUGAUAUCCGGAAACAAAGUGACAUAUUAGAACAAAAGAUACAAGAUAUACGAGAGGAAAGAGACACAUUGGAAACAACAAAGUCUGAGCUACAAAAGAAGAAAGAACAUGCAGACAGUCAGUUUGAUGAGAUAAACAGAGAGAAAAGCAACAUUAAAGAUCUGACCCUUCAGCUUCAGACACAAAGACUCAAACUGGAGAAUGCCAUGAACAUGAUCACCCGAAAACAAGAAGAACAAGAACUCAAGGAAGACCAGUUCAAAAGACAACAACAAACCCUGGAAACCAAUAAAAACAGUGUACUGGCAGAAAGAGAAGAGCUGGACAUUUUGAGGGAGGAUCUGAACAAGAAGAAAGAAGAGGUCGAUGCUGCAAUGAACACCAUGAGUGGAGAGAGAGAACAACUGUAUCACAUGAAGAGAAGUACUGACAUGGACAUAGCAAUGCUCCAGAAUGAAAAGGACAGAAUGGAAGGAGAAUGGUCUGAUCUGAAGAAAGAGAGAGAGCAUCUGGAUAGAGAGAGUGAGAAGAUGAACAAAGACAAACUGGACUUGGAGCUGAUGACAUCUGAUAUCCUGAAACAAAGUGACAUAUUAGAACAAAAGAUACAAGAUAUACGAGAGGAAAGAGACACAUUGGAAACAACAAAGUCUGAGCUACAAAAGAAGAAAGAACAUGCAGACAGUCAGUUUGAUGAGAUAAACAGAGAGAAAAGCAACAUUAAAGAUCUGACCCUUCAGCUUCAGACACAAAGACUCAAACUGGAGAAUGCCAUGAACAUGAUCACCCGAAAACAAGAAGAACAAGAACUCAAGGAAGACCAGUUCAAAAGACAACAACAAACCCUGGAAACCAAUAAAAACAGUGUACUGGCAGAAAGAGAAGAGCUGGACAUUUUGAGGGAGGAUCUGAACAAGAAGAAAGAAGAGGUCGAUGCUGCAAUGAACACCAUGAGUGGAGAGAGAGAACAACUGUAUCACAUGAAGAGAAGUACUGACAUGGACAUAGCAAUGCUCCAGAAUGAAAAGGACAGAAUGGAAGGAGAAUGGUCUGAUCUGAAGAAAGAGAGAGAGCAUCUGGAUAGAGAGAGUGAGAAGAUGAACAAAGACAAACUGGACUUGGAGCUGAUGACAUCUGAUAUCCUGAAACAAAGUGACAUAUUAGAACAAAAGAUACAAGAUAUACGAGAGGAAAGAGACACAUUGGAAACAACAAAGUCUGAGCUACAAAAGAAGAAAGAACAUGCAGACAGUCAGUUUGAUGAGAUAAACAGAGAGAAAAGCAACAUUAAAGAUCUGACCCUUCAGCUUCAGACACAAAGACUCAAACUGGAGAAUGCCAUGAACAUGAUCACCCGAAAACAAGAAGAACAAGAACUCAAGGAAGACCAGUUCAAAAGACAACAACAAACCCUGGAAACCAAUAAAAACAGUGUACUGGCAGAAAGAGAAGAGCUGGACAUUUUGAGGGAGGAUCUGAACAAGAAGAAAGAAGAGGUCGAUGCUGCAAUGAACACCAUGAGUGGAGAGAGAGAACAACUGUAUCACAUGAAGAGAAGUACUGACAUGGACAUAGCAAUGCUCCAGAAUGAAAAGGACAGAAUGGAAGGAGAAUGGUCUGAUCUGAAGAAAGAGAGAGAGCAUCUGGAUAGAGAGAGUGAGAAGAUGAACAAAGACAAACUGGACUUGGAGCUGAUGACAUCUGAUAUCCUGAAACAAAGUGACAUAUUAGAACAAAAGAUACAAGAUAUACGAGAGGAAAGAGACACAUUGGAAACAACAAAGUCUGAGCUACAAAAGAAGAAAGAACAUGCAGACAGUCAGUUUGAUGAGAUAAACAGAGAGAAAAGCAACAUUAAAGAUCUGACCCUUCAGCUUCAGACACAAAGACUCAAACUGGAGAAUGCCAUGAACAUGAUCACCCGAAAACAAGAAGAACAAGAACUCAAGGAAGACCAGUUCAAAAGACAACAACAAACCCUGGAAACCAAUAAAAACAGUGUACUGGCAGAAAGAGAAGAGCUGGACAUUUUGAGGGAGGAUCUGAACAAGAAGAAAGAAGAGGUCGAUGCUGCAAUGAACACCAUGAGUGGAGAGAGAGAACAACUGUAUCACAUGAAGAGAAGUACUGACAUGGACAUAGCAAUGCUCCAGAAUGAAAAGGACAGAAUGGAAGGAGAAUGGUCUGAUCUGAAGAAAGAGAGAGAGCAUCUGGAUAGAGAGAGUGAGAAGAUGAACAAAGAAAAACUGGACUUGGAGCUGAUGACAUCUGAUAUCCGGAAACAAAGUGACGUAUUAGAACAAAGAGAUACAAGAUAUACGAGAGGAAAGAGACACAUUGGAAACCACAAAGUCUGAGCAACAAAAAAAGAAACAACAUGCAGACGGUUUGAUGAUGGAUAAUAUGAACCAAGAAAAGGAACAAUGGUAUCAAAACAAUACACCUAUUGAAAGUGAGAAAGAAUUGUUGUUAAAUGAAAAAAGGAUGGAAGGAGGACUGUGUCAAAGGUCUGAGUCGAAAAUAAGAGAGGACUGGUUCACCAGGUUAAUGUUCUCCAUGGGAAGUCUUAGAGCAAAACUUAAACAACUGAAUCAAAUGCGACAUGAAUACUUUAAAAAUAAUAUGGUAAUAUUAAUGCAGAAAUAUAGAGACAUGCUCCAAUUGAACUCACUAUUGGAACACAAUUGUGAUGAAUUUGUUAAACAGAGAAAUAAGAUCAUGGGUUAUUAUGAUCUGAUACAAAAGAGAAGAAACCCAUUGAGUCAAUGAAGUUUGAUAAGGCAGUACAAACAGGGGUUGUAAAAAAACAGCUAGAUGUCAAGAAACAGAAUUUGAAUAUACUUAAAGAGUUUAAAUAUCAGAAGGCUGUUUUGUGGUCAGAUUUCGCAAUCCAGACUGAAGAAUUUGAACAUCAGUGGAAGUUCAAGGGAGAUAAACAUGAUCUCCAAAGAAAAAGUAAAUACUUGAAAACUGACAGGGAAGGUCUAUUGAUGGUAGCGGAGAAUGAAGAAGUGAAAAAUAAUCAGAAACACAAGCUUGCAACGCUGCCCGAGUCAACUUCAGAGCAAGAUGAUUUCAAAGACGAGACAAUGUCAAAAAGAGAUUGUUUGCGAAAGAUCUGGAAAGACACUAAGAUGGAACGGAAGGAGAUCUAUCAAUGAAGUGCAUGAGCCAUGAGAUGAGAAACAACCUAGAGAAAAGACUGGAGGUGAUCAAUCAGUUUGUUAAGAGAACAUGGUUACAGAAGGAAAAGGAACCAUUGGAGAGUAAUCUGAAACAAGGGCUAAUUAAGGACAUGACAGCCCAAAGUGAAUGCGAUAGAGACUGCUCAACCAUCAAUGAAAGAUAUUCAGAGAUCCAACAACUUAAAGUUCAGAUGCUCAUUGAGAUUGAGAAAUUAUGUGUCAAAGAAAAAGUGACGAGGGCACUGACAACGAGCAACAAAGCUAAUCAAACAUUCCAGGUCAAUAUAACCACUGCGAAUUCAACAGUGCAGGUAACAGAACAAGCUUCUGCAAAAUUUUAUCAAGAGCAGAUGAAUGUAGAAGAAAAUAAAGCAGCUCCUGAGACAUCCAGUGGACUCCUCUUUCAGCUCCAGCAUUACUGCUAUCGAUGCUGUUGCUACUGCUGUGCCUGCUGCAAGCAAUGCUGCCAAGAGGAAAAAUGAGAGACAUGUCAUGACAUGUCAUGAUCAAUUUGAAUGAAUCUGGUAUAGUAUUUGUACUUUUUAGUAGUAUUUGACUUAACCACUUGUAACAUAAAGAUAACAGAUGAACAUUUUGAACCUGUAUGUAUCACAUUGUCAGUGAACAGUUCUGUUCUGGCAGACUAUAUAGCUGAUGUUAGGUUUCCUAAUAUAUCAAAAUUGCUUGAGUGAAAUCAAACUACGCUUUUGACACUUUUUGAAACCAUAAUGUACACAAACAAAAAUGAAUGCGAUAAUUCAAAAUGUCAAGGUAUUUCUGCAGAUCAGAGUUUGACAUGUGUGAUGCUUGUGUGCCUAAAAAAUGCUUUACCUUUAUUGGCUAUGCACCAUGUUUGGUUUGCAUAUUAAAAAGCUAUUAUUUGUUGGAGAACAAAAAAAGAUUUAAUAGUGUCCUUUAUUGUUAACCAUUUUAAGAGUGGAAUGUCUAAUUUUUUAUUUUUGUCGUUUUCAAAACAUCAGUCCUUCAUAUUGCAAUAUUAAACAUAAUGUAUUAAACGUAAAAAUCAAUUUAUACUCAAUUACAGAAAAUCUUAAAUAUUGAGAACUGACCUUGGCAAGUUAACACCAUUUUGUUGUUGUUGUUGUUGAUGAUGAUGGUUUGUUUUUUGUUGUUUGUUUAAAGGAUUAAUUUGUUUAACUUGUAAUGUUACAAUAAUUAUAUAUAAUAAAUAAAUAAUAAUAAA
Molecule: messenger RNA, 7202 nt
Organism: Cottoperca gobio
Lineage: Eukaryota; Metazoa; Chordata; Actinopteri; Perciformes; Bovichtidae
Product: trichohyalin-like
Source: RefSeq, a predicted model, not a curated record